AUGAGAAGGUUUGCUGUAACGAGUUUGCGUCAAACCAGUGGUCUUCGUUUUGCAACACCACAGUUCCUUAAGAGUAUUGAAAAGCUCCGAAAUAUUGGUAUUAGUGCUCACAUUGAUAGUGGCAAAACAACAUUAACAGAACGUCUUUUGUUUUACAGUGGUCGAAUUAAUAAAAUCCAUGAAGUAAAAGGAGGGACAGAAGUUGGGGCUACAAUGGACUCCAUGGAACUUGAGAAAGAAAGAGGUAUUACAAUUCGUUCUGCAGCAACUUAUUUUAAAUGGAAAGAUAAUGUUGUAAACGUUAUCGAUACUCCUGGGCACGUUGAUUUCACUGUAGAAGUUGAGCGAGCUCUUAGAGUUCUUGAUGGUGCUAUUAUGCUAAUGUGUGGUGUAGGUGGGGUUCAAAGUCAAACACUUACAGUAGAUCGUCAAAUGAGACGAUAUGGAGUUCCACGUAUUUGUUUUAUCAACAAACUUGACCGUGAUAAUGCUAAUCCUCAACGUGCACUCAAGAUGGCUAAAGAGCGUUUGGGUAUAAAUGCUGCUUUUAUUCAACUAAAUAUGGGUACAGCACAAGAUUUUGAAGGUAUCGUAGAUGUUAUUGAACGUCGUGCCGUGUAUUUUGAUGGACCAAAUGGUGAAACAGUAAGAUUUGAAGAUGUUCCUACCUACAUAAAAGAUGAUGUUGAAGCUACAAGAAAAGAACUUAUUUCACGACUUGCUGAAUGUGACAGUGAAAUGGAAGAUGUUUUUUUAAAUGAUGAAGAACCAUCAAUAGAAUUAAUUCAUGCUGCUAUUCGUCGUGCUACUAUUAAUAAUAAAUUUGUUCCUGUUCUUAUGGGUUCUGCUUACCGAAAUAAAGGAGUGCAACUUCUUCUUGAUGCUGUAUGCAGAUACCUUCCUUCACCAAUUGAAAGAGUAAAUUCUGGAUUUUCGUUGAAAAAGGUAAAAGAUGAUGAAGGUAAUGUUUUUAAUGUAAAAGAAGAAAAAAUUGAAUUAAAAACAGAUGAUGAACAACCACUUGUUGCACUUGUUUUUAAACUUGAAGAAACAAAGAAAACAGGACUUUCAAAUUACGUUCGUGUUUAUCAAGGUAAAAUGCGAAAAGAACAUCUUGUAAACGUUCGAAGUGGUAAAACCUUUUUACCACCUAAAAUUGUGAGAAUGCACGCCGAUUCUGCAGAGCAAGUAGAUGAAAUAAAAGCAGGAGAUAUUUGUGCUAUUCAAGGUGAAAUUGAUGCAACUUCGGGUGAUACACUUAUGAAAGCAGGUCCAAGAAAUGGACCUUUACUCUCAUGUGAAGAUAUGUAUGUUCCUCCACGAGUUAUUUCAGCUUCUGUUAAGAUAAAGAAUGAUCGUGAUAUGAACAGAUUACGUGACCGUAUGAGUGCAUUUAUGCGGGAGGAUCCAACAUUUGCUUUCUAUAGAAAUCCAGAAACCAAUGAAGAUAUAGUAGAAGGAAUGGGAGAAUUACAUCUUGAUAUUUAUAUUGAACGUUUAAAACGUGAAUAUGGUCUGGAAGUUGAACUUGGAAAACCAACUGUAAAUUAUAGGGAGGUAAUUACAGAGAAAAAAGAAUUUGAUUUUGUCUACAAGCGACAAAGUGGUGGUGCUGGUCAAUGGGCUCAAUUAAAGGGAUUUAUUGAUAUUCUUCCAAUUGAUAUGUCAGUUGAAAAGGGUAUGAAAAACAAAAUUACAGUUACUUGCUCUAAUGGUGAUAUCCGUGAGGCUCUACAAAAAUCAGUAAUAAAACAGCUUGAACGUAAAAUCUUUGUAAAAGGUGAAUUAAUGGCAGCACCGGUUUGGGGUGUACACUUUCACCUUACCGGUGGAGCUAUGCAUGAAGUGGAUUCAACAGAUAUGGCUUUCAAAAAUGCUACACAAGAGCUAUGGGAAACGCUAUUACCUCAGCUUAAACCAACACUUGUGGAACCUUAUAUGGAUGUUGAGAUUACAGUUCCUGCACAUUGCAUGACGGAUGUGGCUACAGAAUUUUCUAAACGUGAAGGAGUCGUUACUGAAACAUCUAUUAAUGGAGCAGAUGCAGUAAUUCAUGGAGAGACGGCGCUGGAUACUAUGUUCGGAUUUAUCUCAGAUCUCAGACGACUUACCAAGGGUCAGGGUGAUUUUGGUAUGCAGUUCAAAGAGUACCGACCUAUGCAGCAGUACAAGGCACAAUCUCGAAUGGAUGAGCGCAACAAGGAACUUGGUCGCAAAAUCUACAAACUUAGCGGGGAAUAA
Trypanosoma theileri is the source of this 2241-nucleotide messenger RNA. RefSeq names its product putative elongation factor G2-like protein. Gene Ontology annotation, biological process: mitochondrial translational elongation. NCBI's taxonomy places the organism in Eukaryota, Euglenozoa, Kinetoplastea, Trypanosomatida, Trypanosomatidae. Gene Ontology annotation, cellular component: mitochondrion. Gene Ontology annotation, molecular function: GTPase activity; translation elongation factor activity; GTP binding. The transcript has a single exon. The record is from RefSeq and is a predicted model, not a curated record. The coding region runs from base 1 to 2241 and encodes 746 amino acids.